This is a messenger RNA of Pelmatolapia mariae (spotted tilapia), 3044 nucleotides long. RefSeq names its product transcription factor COE1-A-like. Gene Ontology annotation, molecular function: DNA-binding transcription factor activity, RNA polymerase II-specific; RNA polymerase II cis-regulatory region sequence-specific DNA binding. Bases 186 to 1985 code for a protein of 599 amino acids. The transcript is spliced from 17 exons. Lineage: Eukaryota; Metazoa; Chordata; Actinopteri; Cichliformes; Cichlidae. Gene Ontology annotation, biological process: regulation of transcription by RNA polymerase II. The record is from RefSeq and is a predicted model, not a curated record.
AGAAAGUGGAAUAAAGGGUGCACGCUGGAUUGAGGUCUUUCUAAGCGCACGCAGCACCAGCAGCAAGAGUGCGUCUCAAGGUUCCUCCGCUCGAGUCACUGAAAGGGAUCCGCCGGAGAACAAGUGCAAAGCCGGGAGGAGAGAGGCAAACGGAAGGACUUGCAUCGAGCUCAGGAGGUUUGUUAAUGUUUGGAAUCCAGGAGAGCAUCCAGAGAAGCGGCAGCAGCCUGAAAGAGGAGCCGCUGGGAGGCAUGAACGUCCGGAGCUGGAUGCAGGGGGGCGGCGUGCUGGACGCCAACACGGCCGCCCAAAGUGGAGUGGGUCUGGCUCGGGCUCACUUUGAGAAGCAGCCGCCCUCCAACCUGCGGAAGUCCAACUUCUUCCACUUCGUCCUGGCUCUGUACGACCGGCAGGGUCAGCCGGUGGAGAUCGAGAGGACGAGCUUCGUGGACUUCAUCGAAAAAGAGAAGGAGACCAGCGGAGAGAAGACCAAUAACGGGAUUCAUUACAGGCUACAGCUUCUUUACAGUAACGGCAUCAGAACAGAGCAGGACUUUUAUGUUCGACUCAUAGACUCCAUGACUAAACAGCCGAUUGUUUACGAAGGCCAGGACAAGAACCCAGAGAUGUGCAGAGUGCUACUGACACAUGAGAUCAUGUGCAGUCGGUGCUGUGACAAGAAGAGCUGUGGAAACCGUAAUGAGACACCCUCAGACCCUGUUAUCAUCGACAGAUUUUUCCUCAAGUUUUUCCUCAAGUGCAACCAGAACUGUUUGAAGAAUGCAGGAAACCCGAGAGACAUGAGGAGGUUCCAGGUGGUCGUAUCAACGACAGUGAGCGUGGAGGGACACGUCCUGUCGGUCUCUGACAACAUGUUUGUUCACAACAACUCCAAACACGGUCGACGGGCCCGCAGGCUCGAUCCUGUGGAGGGGACGCCGUCUUACCUAGAACACGGAGCAGCGCCCUGCAUUAAAGCCAUAAGUCCCAGUGAGGGCUGGACUACGGGAGGUGCUACUGUCAUCAUCAUAGGAGACAAUUUCUUCGACGGUCUCCAAGUAAUCUUCGGUACUAUGCUGGUUUGGAGCGAGCUGAUUACACCACAUGCCAUCCGGGUGCAGACGCCUCCCAGACACAUCCCUGGGGUUGUAGAGGUCACUCUGUCUUACAAGUCUAAACAGUUCUGCAAAGGCACACCAGGGAGGUUCAUAUACACAGCGUUAAACGAACCUACCAUCGACUAUGGCUUCCAGAGGCUACAGAAGGUCAUUCCUCGGCACCCUGGUGACCCUGAGAGGCUGCCAAAGGAGGUCAUUCUGAAGAGAGCAGCAGACCUGGUGGAAGCCCUCUAUGGUUUGCCUCAUAAUAACCAGGAGAUCAUCCUCAAACGUGCAGCAGACAUCGCAGAAGCUCUUUACAGCGUUCCUCGAGGACACACCCAGCUUUCCAGUUCAACUCACAGCGGCAUGAUGGGAGUCAACUCUUUCACCGGGCAGCUGUCCGUCAACGUAUCCGAACCCUCACAAGCCAAUCAGGGUUUUGUGCGCAGCAGCAGUAGUGUGUCACCCCACGGUUACGUGCCCAGCUCCACACCUCAGCAGACCAGUUACACCUCAGUCACCAGCACCAUGAAUGGCUACGCCAACAACACCGGCAUGACCAACCUGGGAGGCUCGCCCACUUUCCUCAAUGGCUCUGCAGCCAACUCGCCUUAUGCUAUUGUUCCAUCCAGUCCUACUAUGGCCUCCUCCACCUCUCUUCCCUCCAACUGCUCCUCCUCUUCUGGUGUCUUCUCCUUCUCUCCAGCCAACAUGGUGUCAGCAGCAGUUAAACAGAAGUCCGCCUUUGCUCCGGUAGUCAGGCCCUCGUCGUCCCCUCCGCCCUCCUGCACCAGUGCCAACGGCAACGGGCUUCAAGAUCAAACAUUUGUGGACUCUAGCAAGUACUCAACAGCCAGCUCUCUACAAGGCCUGGCCUUCACCUGAACAAUCCCGGGAAUGAUCGUCCCACCCAUGUAAAGGUGUGUGUGCAUGAUUUUGUGUGUGUGUGUGAGUGAGAGAGAGAGAGUUGAACCAAGCACACUCUCACUGAUCGUGGUGGAGGCUUCAGUGUGAGUCUGACUCCGGUCGGCGAUGGAAGGAGCUGUCCCGAUUUGAAGGAACAAACCCAACUCAGGCCCUUUCUAACACAACAAAACAACUUCGAGAGAAAAAGAAGAAGAACAAAAAACAAACUGUUUGCAAGAAAAUAAGUUGUUUAGACUUUGUACACCUUGAUGCUUUUUAUAGGAGAACGGCCACGCCUCUUACAACUCUCCAAGGACACAGGAAGUGUAUUUAUUUUGGAGAGAAUCCACUUCCUCCCAUGAGUGUUUGUGACUUUUUUUUUCUUUUCACGCAACAGUUUAUGUGUGAUAAUCAUCUUCUAAUUGUAACCUACACGAGGUGGUUUCUAUUUAAGAAGUUUUGUCUUUAAUGAAGGAGUAAAAUGUGAAGCAUACCUGAUAAUGAUGAAGUGAUGAUGAGUCAAAAUGAUGAUGAAGUCACAGGGUCAAAUCCAGCCAACACAGACAAGCCAAACCAGACACUCACACACGCUUUUACUUCUCUUUGCCAAAUCCUUGCCACACCAAGAGGAAAAAAGAGGAAGCUUCUUGUCUGCAUCUGAUGCUCCAGUUUUAGCCAUUUAAGAAGUUUACUUUGAGCCUCCUCUACAUACAUCUGUCCUGCAUCUUCAGUCUUUCAGCCAACAGACUUGCUUCACUUGUAGUAGAAGAUAGAUUUGACAGUAGAUGCAUGUAAAAAGGAAACAAAUGAUCACAGAUCCUCUCCCACACAGUAGUACAUUAUUUUUGUGUGCCAAUAGCAGCUUCACUGCUCAGGAUUUGACCCCUACCCUCAAUUAUCCCUGUUACAGCAACUGGUUGAGACGCAUACAGCCGCAGAGACCUCUAUGAGAGGGAGAACAUGUCUUAAAAGACUGCUGCAAUUUAGACUUUUAUUUUGAUGUGUGAGAUUUGUUUUCUUGAGUUUUGUCAUAAUUGA